AUGUUUAUUGCGCGGUCAGAAUAUGAUCGCGGCAUCAACACCUUCUCCCCCGAAGGCCGCCUCUUCCAAGUCGAAUACUCCCUCGAAGCCAUCAAGCUCGGCAGCACCGCCAUCGGCGUCUCCACCAGCUCCGGCGUCGUCCUCGGCGUCGAGAAACGCAUCACCUCCUCCCUCCUCGAGACCUCGUCCGUCGAGAAGAUCGUCGAGAUCGACCGCCACAUCGGCUGCGCCAUGAGCGGACUGCAGGCCGACGCGCGGAGCAUGAUCGAGCACGCGCGCGUCACGAGCCAGAGUCACGAGUUCCAUUAUAAUGAGCGGUUGGGGGUGGAGAGCUGUACGCAGGCGAUCUGUGACUUGGCGUUGAGGUUUGGGGAGGGUGCGGAGGGGGAGGAGAGUAUUAUGAGCAGGCCUUUUGGGGUGGCGUUGUUGAUUGCUGGGUUUGAUGAGGAGGGGCCGUCGCUGUACCACGCGGAGCCAUCAGGGACAUUCUACCGAUACGAUGCAAAGGCGAUUGGGUCGGGAUCUGAGGGCGCACAGGCGGAGCUACAGAAUGAGUUCCACAAGUCGUUAACGCUGGACGAGGCGGAGGUGAUGGUGUUGAAGACGCUGAAGCAGGUCAUGGAGGAGAAGCUGGAUUCGAAAAACGUGCAGCUGGCGAGCGUGACCAAGGAGAAGGGGUUCAGGAUAUACGGGGAUGAGGAGAUGGAGGGUGUGGUGGGAAGACUAGAGGGUAACUGA
Saxophila tyrrhenica is the source of this 738-nucleotide messenger RNA. RefSeq names its product proteasome component pup2 (gene PUP2). Gene Ontology annotation, cellular component: nucleus; proteasome core complex; proteasome core complex, alpha-subunit complex. The coding region runs from base 1 to 738 and encodes 245 amino acids. Lineage: Eukaryota; Fungi; Ascomycota; Dothideomycetes; Mycosphaerellales; Extremaceae. Gene Ontology annotation, biological process: proteasome-mediated ubiquitin-dependent protein catabolic process. The record is from RefSeq and is a predicted model, not a curated record. The transcript has 4 exons.